AUGCAUGGUGUUAAAAGGAAGCAAUGGACCCAAGAACUGUUGAAGCAGAAGAAAGAACAGGAUCGUAAGAGAAUUACUCAGUAUAGGGGGUUAGUGGAUAAACUACUGGAUUCUAGAGACUCUAAAACGUACAAUAUGGAAGUCUUCAAAGAAACAACCCAACUACUGAGGAUAAAUCCAGAGUACAAUGCAGGAUGGAACUAUAGAAGGGAUAUUAUAGAACACUUAUCGCCUGAAUUGAAACACGAGUUCUGGGAAGACGAAUUGGCAUUUAGUAUGGCAUUAUUGAAAGAUUAUCCUAAGGUAUAUUGGAUUUGGAAUCACAGAAAAUGGACUCUAGAAAACCAUAUAGAUAAAUCGGUUAAAAUAUGGCUAAGGGAAUUAGCUAUAGUCAGUAAAUUAUUACAGAUGGAUCCAAGAAAUUUUCACGGUUGGCAUUAUAGGAGAAUUCUUGUAGCUGAAAUUGAAGGGAGGACUGGUCAAAGCAGAGAUGGGGAAGAAUUGCAAUAUGCAAUUGAUAAUACUAAUAAAAACAUUUCUAAUUAUUCAGCUUGGCAUCAAAAAGCAACACUAAUCCCAAAAAUGUUUGAGAAAGACGAGAUUAAGGAUAAGAAGAAAUUUAUACAAGAUGAAUUUACUUACAUCACCAAUGCUAUUUAUACAGAUGCAGAGGACCAAUCGGUUUGGUUUUACAUUGAAUGGUUUGUUAAAAACCAUAUAGUUAUUGAUGCAUUAGGGCGUGAUGAAUUGAUCCAAAAAUUACAGGAAUUGCAAGAGAACAUCUUGGCUAUUAAUGAAGAUGAUUUACAAUUUUCAGGCAAACAGAACAACUGGUGUUUGAAGGUCUUGAUUGUACUUGAAGAUGUUCAAAGAAAUUUAAAAGUCCAAUUUACACCACACUCUCACGAAUAUUUGGCACAACUAAUUGAAGCAGAUCCCAUGAGAAAGAAUAGAUAUUUACAUCUAUUACAUAGGAAAUGA
Molecule: messenger RNA, 981 nt
Organism: Zygosaccharomyces rouxii
Lineage: Eukaryota; Fungi; Ascomycota; Saccharomycetes; Saccharomycetales; Saccharomycetaceae
Gene: BET4
Product: Rab geranylgeranyltransferase BET4
Exons: 2
Coding region: 1-981 (326 amino acids)
Biological process (GO): protein geranylgeranylation
Cellular component (GO): cytoplasm; Rab-protein geranylgeranyltransferase complex
Molecular function (GO): Rab geranylgeranyltransferase activity
Source: RefSeq, a predicted model, not a curated record